Molecule: messenger RNA, 1679 nt
Organism: Carya illinoinensis
Lineage: Eukaryota; Viridiplantae; Streptophyta; Magnoliopsida; Fagales; Juglandaceae
Exons: 2
Coding region: 414-986 (190 amino acids)
Source: RefSeq, a predicted model, not a curated record
AAAAGGAACUAAUAAACGGGUCGAGCGGACGCAAGCAUCCGCCACGUGGAAGCAUUUGGCUUUGAGUGAAUGGAACGGUAGCGUAAUUGACCCGAAGAGGAAGAGACGCAUCAGCGUUCCAUAUUCCCCCAAAGAAAAAACACAACUCAAAACAAAAAUACACCUCCGUCUUCUUGCUUUUUUUUUUCGGCCCCUUUAAACCCCAAGCUAUUUCCACUCUUCUCUCUCUCUGUGGAAAAUGCAAUUCACAGCUCAAUUCCCUCAGUCCAAAGAGUAAAAGCACAAAGAACCCGAAUCCAAAUCAAAAAUCCAAUCAUAUGCCCUCAGAUCUCGCUUUCUCUCCUUAACAACCAACACCCAAUCCACACACACUACCAAACUUAGAUAUUCACUGAGAGAGGGAGAGUGUGUGUAUGUGUGUUUUCUUGUACAUGAUAGAAAUGGCUACCUUGCAGAAAUUCAAGCUCCUAGCCACUCAGUGCGCCGUAGUGGCUGGAAGCCCAACUCAGAGCCCAUCGGCGAGCCCUGUAAUCCACCUCCGCCGCCGAAAGACCCUCCGAAUGCUCCUCAAUCGCACCGAUCGACGUGGACGUUUCUCUCGUCAAGAAGACUCGCCGGAGCUCCGCAACAGGGGUUCGGAUCCCAAUCGCGCUCCGGAUAAUAAGAAGAAGCAGAAGAAGGAGAAGAACGAGGAGGUUAGGAUCAGGCACAAGCUGAAGGACCUGUUUGUUUCCUCGCCUCCGCUUGAAGAUAGAGUUUCGGACAAGAGAUUCCAAAACGAAGAAGAAGAAGAAGAAGAAGAGCAGCAACAGCAUCAACAAUUGGUCGGGUCUCUACCGGAAAACGGGAGUGUCGGUGGUGGCAGCCUUGCUCAUCGGCGUGUCAGAAGCGGAGGAGCCGGUUCUUUCAGGCCAAUAACGGCGACGUUUCGGUAUAGAUUGCUGAGAAGAGCAUGGCGACCCGUACUCGUUACCAUCCCAGAGUAGCAGAAAAAAACGUAAUGUACGGAUACUAUUUAAUUUUUUAAUUUUAUUAAUACAAUCGAUUUUUGUUGUAUUUAAAAAAAAAAAAAAUAGAUGAAAAAGUGAUGAAUAUUGUGGGUUGCUAACGUGCACGGGGUCUUUGCUAUUCCGAGCGACUGAUGGAAGACGUAAAGGCAGCUGCGAGAAACUUUACCAGAGAAAGUGGGGGAAGGGCGCAGAUUAGCACGGGCGCAUCUUAGCAGUGGAAUUUUAGAGAGUUAAAAAAAGAAAAAGAAAAAAAGAAAGGGUGAUGAGAAAUUGGAGAACAAGUUGGGGAAUAAAAAAGCAGUUUUGUUUCGAUGGUGGUGGUGGGGUUGGGGUGUAUGAGGGUGCCAUGGAUCAUAAAGACAAGGGCACCACCAAUUUUCUUGUAUACACGCAAUGGGCCGAACAACUAGAAAGCAGGAAGUGAGAUGGAACGUUUGUAUCUUUGUUUGGAUUGGAGCAUAGGGAUGAAGCUGGCGACAAAUUCUCUCCAACAAGGAAAGGAGGAAUCUAUUUUGCCUUCUCCUUCAAUGAACUGUAAAAGCAAAAGGAUAUAUAUUGAAUGCUUUUGAGCUGUAAUGCACAACAUAUUUGAUUUUGACCGGACCAACGAGUUCCAAUAUUUAUGAUUGUCGUUGUUAUGAUAUAUGAAGAUUCUUUUGAGUGCUUGUA